CGCUGCUGCUGUGGGGAGCGCGGAGCGGGGCUGGGGGGGCCAUGAUCGCACCCGCCCCCGGGAGCCGCGCCGCCUCCAACCGGGAGCCCUAAAGCCUCUCGGCGCCGCGCUGCCGUUCUCCGUGCAGGCAUGGGGAACCAGGUGGAGAAGCUGACCCAUCUGAACUACAAGGAAGUCCCCACGGCUGACCCGACGGGCAUGGACAGAGAUGAAGGGCCCAGGAUCGGGGUCUCCUACAUCUUUUCCAAUGAUGACGAUGAGCUGGAGCAGCAGCAGGACUCGGGACACGACCUCGGGGGUGAGCACCCUGCCCUGCAGCCCUAUGAUCCCCAGCUGCACGAGGUGGAGUGCUCUGUUUAUUACCGGGAUGAGUGCAUCUACCAGAAGAGCUUUUCUGAGGAGGACGUGCUGCCGGAGGAGGGCGAGGAAGGAGGCAGGGGGCACCUGAGCACCUACACCCCAGAGAACCUGCUGAACCGCUGCAAACCAGGCGACCUGGUGGAGUUUGUGUGCCAGGCCCAGUACCCGCACUGGGUGGUCUACGUGGGGGAUUUUCAGGUUGUGCACCUGCACAGGCUGGAGGUGGUGAACAGCUUCCUCACCGAUGCCAGCCAGGGCAGGAGGGGCCGCAUUGCCAACCAGCUGUACCGCUACAAACCCCUCAGCCCGGCCGUGGUGGUACGCAAUGCCCUGGAGCAGGUGGGCUGCAAGGACCGGGACCUGAGCUGGAGAAACUCGGAGUGUUUUGCUGCCUGGUGCCGCUAUGGCAAGCGGGAGUUUAAAAUCGGCGGGGAGCUGCGCAUCGGCAAGCAGCCCUACCGCCUGCAGAUCCGGCUGGGUGACAAGCGCAGCCACACGCUGGAGUUUCAGAGCCUGGAGGAUCUGAUCAUGGAGAAGAGGAGAAAUGACCAGAUUGGUAGGGCUGCUGUGAUCCAGGAGCUCUCCAGCCACCUGCAGGCUGCAGAGGAAGAGGAUGAGGAGGAUGAGGAAGACCAUCCCCACCAUCCAGGUGCCCGGACUGCUGUGGAGUAGUGCCUUAGCACUGCCAUGCUGCUCGGGCUGGGUGAUGGGGAUUAAAACGGAAGGCUGCGAAAUUGAGCUGUUAUAAACCCUUUGGGCCGUUUCAGUGCAGCUUCAUUCCGAUCACAUGUGAAAGGAAGGGGGAAAGCUGAUUAAGUGUCUGUGCUUUAGUGCUUAACUCCUUCAGUGCUUGAUGAUAAAAACCACUGACUUAUUGUAGAGGAUAAAACUCAGGGCAACUCUAUCCUUCUCUGCUCCCAUCUCUUUCCCUUCCUCUGUGCCAGCCCUUCCCUCCACCAUCUGCCAGUAGGCCUGACCCUAUGGGAUGCUAAAUGCCUUUGACAUCUACUUAUCGGCAGAAGUUAAGAGUACUUAAUAGUAUUAAGGAGCCAACAACUUCAGGACAUGGCCAUGUUUGUCUGAGCGUAUGAUCAGUUGGCAGCUGGGAAGUGUGAUAUAUUGCUGUCCCUUGUCUGCCCAUUUCUCUUCAGUUGUGGUUCGGUUGGUCUUGCAACAGGCUGCUUGCUUGCUUACGUAGUGCUAGGCUUCAUGGAUGGGUGGCCAGUUCCACAGGAGGUGCAAGGGAGAAAUCAGUGCUGACUUCAGUGAAAUGCUUUUGAUAUGCCUGGUGCUUUCUUAAUAGAAAUGUGCAGGUGGGCUGGGGGAGCUCUGUCUUUGCUAGCAGCACGUGGUUCUGUUGGGAAGAGAGCAGCUGUUACUGCUGACCAUUCCCAGGGAGGAGGAAUCUCACAACCCUGAUUGCAGAGUCUGUGCAUUGGUGCGUGCCUGGGCUCUUACAGGCACAUACUGAGCUCUGCUAGAGCUUGUUACAGACUUCCCCUAAAGCAAGCAGCAGAGAUCCAGAUGACAUCUGUGGUGAGCAUAGAAGCAGGCUGUUUGUGUGUACCAGCACAUCUCCAGUAAGCUGCCCCUCAAGAAGGUGGUCCCAUGGCUAGGAGUGUGGCACAGGUCCUGCACAGCAGCACUCCCUCCUUGUGAUGGGAAGGAGUGAAGGAGGAAGGCAGGGGGGUUGGGGUGUUCAUUUUAUUCCUCCCUUAUCACAAAGCAACUUCCUCUUUAGAAAACUUCAUGUUUCCCUAUUUUGUACUAAUUUUAUGAUGUGCAGCUCAGCUAUAGCACUAGAAGAGAGGAUAUGCCUCGGGAGUUGUAGUGUAGGUCCCCCAUUCAGUGGGUUGGGGGGGUGCAGCACUGCCUCCCUUGAAUGUUUCCUGAAUUCUGCUUUCAGCUGUUGAACUGUUCUCCCACGUGGGCACCAUCAGAUCAUUGUCCUGAGAUCUUAAGUGUGUGAGCAAACAGAUUUGGACGCCACUUAUAAUACAAAAUUCCUUCCUUUUAAAAGCACAAUAGUGAAGAGGCGAACCUGAAGAUAAGCUUGAGUUCAUUUAAAUAACAGCAAUUAAUGUGCUGUACACUUAGAAGCGUUGUUACUGCUGUCUUCCCUGCGGUUGUUUAUGGUUAUACCACAAAUAGCAAAGUACUCCGUGUCCUUUCUACCCCGUGGGAGCAAAGGUUGUUGACUAAGAAGUUGAUACCUAUUUUUGAUUAGUUAGAACUACAUAAAGCAACUUUGACAAUAUGGUUUAAAUAAAUCUGAGUUGUUUUCUUCCUAAGAUACACAACCUGUGGGGGGAACAAGGCAGUGAUAAACUCCUUUAGCCUUGCUUCCAGAGGAAAUGUGGCUUUAAGGUUAUGCAAAUACACCAUACAGUGUUUCCUUAUUGACUCUGUGUUCUCAUUUUGGACUGCAAAAUGCUCAAACCCAAAAGAGAAUUUAACACUCAGCUCUGUUAGAAUGCUAUAGCUCAGGUGACUGCACUGAUGGUUUUCUUCAAUAUGCAGUAGAGUCAUACUCGUGUCGGUGUGGCUGUCAAGCAAAUGUGCAACCUUGCUUUAAAAAGUAUGGUAACAACCCAUAUCUGACUGCAGUAGGGUUUGUGUAUGGAGGGAUGCAUGCAGCUUUCAUACAAUUAAAUGCUGAAAGCUGAAAUGAUCACGGAGAAAGUCCAGAAGAGAAUGGAGACUCUGUGCUGUACUGACUCGUAUACAACAACUGAGGUUAUCUAGACCACAAGUAAAUGUCUGCCUGUUGUUUCUUUCAUACUGACCCUUGUACAUAACAAAGUUUAUUUCUCUGUGUAAUAUAUGUAUGUAAAAUAAUAUUUUCUUACAAAUAUUUUUGAAAGUUUAAAAAAAAAAAAAAAAUCCAUCAAAACCUUGCAUUUGAAAGUAAGUUGUUAUGCACAUUAUUUUCCAGUCCUCUGAAUGGGUUUAUUUUUCAUUAAUGAUCUAAAAUAUAUUCUGGGUCAUAAAGUAUAGAAACUGCUAUAAAUGUCAAAUAUUAUGUAUCUACAGGGUACUAAACAGUAAACUAGUUGUGAAAAUAUUUUUCCCUUGUGUCUGAAACAUCAGAACUAUGACACACAGCUAUUUCUCUCCUGAGAUAUCCUGCGUGGUCUGGCUUUGUUUUCUGUGGGUUUUUUUUUUUUUCUUUUCUCUCUCUUUUUUUUUUUUUUUUUAAUUAAACAAAGGGGGGAAAAAAAGGACCAAAUCUGUUUGAGAACAAAGAGCAAAGCUUUGACCAACUGAAAUCACGUCUUGUACUGAUCUUGGUGCUUCCCUGUACCGGUCAUGCCUCUUGGGAUCAAUUCCUAUGCAGGCAUAAGGGCCUUAACAAAGAAUCCCAGAGCUUGCACAGCCCUCUAGGAUAGAGAGCUGAGCAGAGGGCUUUGCUCACAGCAAAGCAGCCUGGCAUGCAGUCAGCUGUGUUACAAAACCUGUCUGCCCCUCUGGCACCUGCAGUUCAGGUGUUAAGUGCUUAAAAUGUGGAUAUUGGAAUACAUUGUUCUGCAUGUUAUGCUGGGGAUUUAUUCUGUUUCCUGCAACUCCAUUAUUUGCAAAAGUGGGUUUCCAUUGUUCCCAAUUUUUUUUUAGGAGUGGUUUUGUUGAUUUUUCUAUGUCCUAACAGGGAUUUCUUACCCCAACAGCUAAUGACUGUUGAAUCUUUAACAGGUGGGUGUUUUUUUUUCCCUACCUGUUGAUUAGGCAGUGUUAUUCAAUAGGUGCUAUGAACACCACUGCAAACAUUUCUAAGCAGGCAGGUUUUUAAAGCCAUGGCUCAUAAUGUGUGGACUAGAAUUGCCAUAGGAGAACAUUGCAGUUGCUUAGCUUCUCAUUUUCGUUUUACUGUAAUCAUUUGCUUUCUGCAGACUACACUGGGAUUUCUACAGUUUGUUGUGGUUUAUUGUUUUUUUUUUUAAUCAAAUAAUCUCUUGGGAAAAACAGACUUUUUUGUGUGUUGUGUGUGUGUAGUUCAAGAUUUUUCUGUUGCUCAAAAAAGGGGAGGAGGGUGGGUGAAUAAAUGAAAGUGCUGUUCUCUGAGCUCCUUCGUUAAGGUGUAGAAGUGAAGGUGUGAUCCUUCUGCAGAGCUUCUGAUUUAGCACACGGCCUAUGCUGAGUUGAGCCACUUGGAAAAAUUCUCAGAACUCAUAAUGUGCUUGAAGUUAAGUAUGUGCAUUUCUAUCUGAAUAAGGCUGGAAUCUUGAUCCAAGGUCUUUGGUGGGAGUGUGAGGAUCUGACAUUGCCUGUUUGUGGGGAGGGCACAAGAAGCACUGUGGAAGCUCUUCUUCAAAGUGCCCUUGUCCAAACAAAGCAGAUGGCAUCCAGCCCAAAGCUUGGCCUCAGUUUCCCCCUGAAAAUCCAUGAGCAGCACUGACUCAGCGGGUGGUGAGGCAAACACAUUACACAGCAGUGACAUGCUAAGCUGACAGUCGUGGUGCAGACUGCUUCCUGGUGUCCUGGUCUUGUUGUGCUUGAACUUUCCCUGUAUGAAUUUACUCAUUUAGAUGUCUGCACUGUUACUGAUGGGAAGACUGCUGUGGACGUCAUUUUGCACGUGGUAAGGCUGGCAAGACAAAGCCCCAGAAAUGAAAAAGUAGUUCCAGUUAGGAAAUCAAGAUGAGCAGUCUUACUUCCCUAGAGUAUUCAUAGAAUCAUAGAAUCACCAAGGUUGGAAAAGACCUAAAAGAUCAUCCAGUCCAGCUGUUCACCUAUUUGGUAGAUUUGAUAAAAUAAUGCCACAGAAAUGGCUUCAUAAUGAAGCCUACAAUUAUUCCUUGAUUGAGUAGUUUUAAAAAUACAAUUCAGACACUUACCAUCCAUGGUAGUGAACAAAGAUAUAAACAAGACUAUUUCAAGUUUCCCUGAUUCUGUGUGAGUAUGAAGUAUUGAUUACAGCUCUCUGUAGCUCAGCUGGACAACACAGUAGUAGAGUUGUAGGAUAGAUUGGGAGGGGGAAAAAAAACACAAAACAGAAGCUACUUCAAAAACUAGCUUUUGCUCAGAAAAGUAUAUCCUUCAGACCGAAGGACUGUGGAAGUAAACUUUAAUUGUUUUGUAUAAAUGCAACUCUAGGCAUGCUUCUACUAUUUCGUUCUUUUAAAUUCGGUAUUUCACUCCAUGUACCAAAAAGGUGUUCUGUGUGGAAUAUAUUUCAGAUUUUGACCAUAACAGCGGUUUUCUUUUUCUUUCUUUCUCCCUUUGGGUCUCGCCAAAGGGUGUGUGAGGCUUGCUGAGUCAUUUGCCACCUGUGCUUUCCUGACAAUUAACCAUAUAACUGUAAUUCCAGCAGCCAGUUAGGAACAAAUAUUUCUUUUGAAAGCAAAUCUUACACAACUGAUCAGAUAUGAGUAACUAAAAGUAGGAAAUGUGUUGUUUCCAGCAGCAGUUUCUAUUUGUGAGAAAGCUACUUUAUGUGUUGACUCGGCUACUCUAUAAAGUAAUGUGUGGUGAUAAGGCAAGGUUUAUUGUAUCAUGGACUUAGAUUCUCUGGAUCAGACUCUUCUUUUUAACUGCGGCUAAGAAAAAAUCAGAGCAGCUUCUUCAAACAUCAGUGGUUUAGGUGGUUCUUUUGCAUUAUUGUUGAAUUAGAAGCUUUCUUUCAAUGCACACCUGAAAUUCCUGAUAUUGUAAUACUUCAUGGAAUCAUCUACAAUAGCCAGUGUAAUCACAAAAUAUGAUUUUAACUCCAUGAGCAUUUUUUGUAAACUGUCUUUUGUCAAUGAAUGUUAAUUGUUAGUGCAAAUAUCUCUUCUUUUCCUGAGAAAGAAGUACUGAUCAUUGAUUGUACCAUUUCCUUCAAAAUGAAGGGCAUUGCAUAGUAACUAAAAAGAAAUAAAAGAUUUAUAGUAUCUUUCAUAA
Molecule: messenger RNA, 6237 nt
Organism: Tympanuchus pallidicinctus (lesser prairie-chicken)
Lineage: Eukaryota; Metazoa; Chordata; Aves; Galliformes; Phasianidae
Gene: LRATD2
Product: LRAT domain containing 2
Exons: 2
Coding region: 130-1032 (300 amino acids)
Source: RefSeq, a predicted model, not a curated record